AUGAGUAAUUCUUUUGCUCGGGACCAUUGCAAAAUUGCAAUGGCCAAAAUUUUGCAGACCAUUGGUUGGCAUACAAUCAAUUCCACACCAUUGGAGGUCUUGACUGAUCUUCUUGUUACCCAUUUAAAGCAAAUAUGUCAGCUAACAAAUGAAUAUGCCACUGAAUUUGGAAACACAGAACCAAAUCUUGAUCAUCUGGGCCUAGCCUUUCGGGAAAUGGGAAUUAAUAUAGCAGAACUGGAUGAAUAUGUAACAUAUGUGAAUUUUUGCCCACCGGCCCAACCAGCUCCGAAAUUUCCAAUAGCCAAGGAGAAUAAUUUGAAUUUUCUAAAACCAGGUAGCCAGGAAGUUGUAACUAGGCCUGUACAUAUCCAUGAGCACAUGCCUCCCAUGUUUCCUCUUCUUGAAACAGAAUCAGAAAUAAAAGUAGAAGAAAAAGAAAUAGUAAAAGAGGAAAUAGUCAACGAUACGCCUACUCUUAGUGUUCCCCAGUUUAAGAAACCAGCAGAUGUGUCCCCUGAGUUCAGACGUUUAAAACGUGAAGAUGAGGGCGGUCGACCAACCCGAGAAAUUAGUAGUGUAAUGAUGACAACUUCCGGCUUCCUCUCACCUGCCCGCGAAGGAAAACUUCCGGAAGCCAAAGCCCCUUUACCUCCAGCACCUGUUGAGCCUCCUCCUCCUCCUCCACCGGCACCAGCUCCUCUUCCCACACCGCCUGUUGCACCUCCCCUAGAACAACCUCCCAUAGUUAAAAAGAAAUCGGAAAAACGGGAGAAAAAGAUUAAUAAGGAAUUAUUUAAAGCUAUGACUGAAGAAAAAGCUGUAAAGAAAAAUGCUAGUAUGAAAGAUGUAGUGAAGAUGAAACAGAAGGCAGCCGCUGCAGCAGCAGCUGUUAAUGCUGCUUUAAAUCCGAACUUACCUUCUCAACUGCCGUUGCCAUUUUUCCAACCUCCUCGCUUAAGCGAAAUAAAGGUUAGUCCUGUUUUACCCCAAAAGAUGGGCCGGGAUAAUCCCGAUAAAGCUCUUGCGGCUGCUAAAGCUAAAACUGAAAAAUUUAAUACCACUAUAACUCCCAUACCCAUUAAAUCGAAUCAAAAUUCACUGAUGUCAUCAAUGAGUAUUCAACAAGUAGAAAAAUUAUAUAAUGAACCUGAUAGGCAGAAAAUCAACAUUCUGAGAAAAAUAUCAAGUGUUAAAGAAAUUAAAAAAAAGGAAUCUAGGGCUGGUACUCCUAACAUGAUUAUAGAUGAAUCUACGGACAUUGUCAAUAAAAUUAAUCUUUCUAGUGAUAUCACCAUUGAACCAAUACCAAACAGAAGAAGCCCACACUACUUUGAUGAUUGUUCUCCUCCUGGUACUCCUUCUACUCCAAGAACACCGGAAAUAAUGUUACAUCAAAGUCCUCCACUACAGAAAGAAAAGAAAAAACGAAAAGAAAAUAAAAACAAAGUCAAAAGACCACGAAAGUCACAGCAUCAUCCGAUUUUCACACAAUCUGAAUUGGUAGACAUAAUUGUUAACAGACCUAAAACUCCAGAGCCACACCUGAAUCAUAUGAGACCACAAAUGCCACCUCAUAUGGGACUGCCUCAUAUGCCCUUCCCAUUUUUGCCUAAUUUUGGAGGUCCCGGUUUGAUUCCAUCCCAUUUAAAUCCUAUGUUUUCUUUUCCACAUUUAGGUGGUUUACCGAAUUUUGGAAAAAACCCUUACUUUCCCCCAGGGAUUCCUAAUUUGCCACCUCAAAUGGAAGCUAUUCCCGCCACACCACCCAAAUCAAAGGAACCAAAAGAAUUACCACCAGUUGAGAUUAAGCCUGUUGAGAUUAUCCCACAACCACCUCCUCAGCAGCCACAACAACAACAACAACCACCACCACAACAACAACCACCACAACAACAACAACAACAACCCAUACAAGUACCAGAAACCAGCUCUAGUACGUCAAUUGUACCACCGAAGACCCCUACGCCUAUGGAUAUCACGCCAAAGAAAAUUAAAGAACAUAAGAAAGAAAAGAAAGAUAAAGAUAAAAUUAAGAAGAAGAACAAAAAAGAUAAAGUUAAAGAGAAAGGCGAAAAGAAAAAACUCAAAGAACCGAAAAAAGAGGGUAAAGAAAAAGUGAAAAGGGAAAAGAAGAUAAAAAAGAAAGAUAAGGCUGAAAAAGAGGAAAAAGUAUUGGAAAAUCCAGCAAUUCCUAAAAUUCUCCUCAAAGUCAAUUCUCCCUCACCUAGACCCGAAACUCCUGAGGCAAACAGAAAAUUAAAUAUUAAACCUAUUGUUAAGAAAGAUGAUGAUAUAAUAAUAGAAGACAAAAAACGGGACCCUUCGCCGGGAGGUCUUGCGAAAUUCUCUCCACUUGUGACUGGUCCCCCUAAAACUAAAACGGCAUCCCCCCUUCCUCCAGUUGAAAAACAAGUAAUUGAGGAACCUCUAGCUCCAGCACCAGCUCCUGCUCCUCGAACUCCAGGUCGUCCACGAUUGCAUCCUCUCAAACCUAAAGUCACUCCAAAACCAAAAAAGAUAGAACAGCAAGCGUUUAAGAAGAUUGACGACCAAGGCAAUGAAGUCUGGAUUUGUCCAUCUUGCGGCCAACAAGAUGAUGGUAGACCUAUGAUUGGGUGUGACGGUUGCGAUGCAUGGUAUCAUUGGGUGUGCGUUGGCAUUCAGGUACCGCCAGAUGAAAAUGAGAACUGGUACUGUAAGCCUUGUUUAGCGCGGAAAAACGAAGAUUUGCAGAGCGAUAAGAAGAGAAAAAGGAAACGGAAAGAAAAGAAAGAGCAUUGA
This is a messenger RNA of Psylliodes chrysocephalus, 2784 nucleotides long. NCBI's taxonomy places the organism in Eukaryota, Metazoa, Arthropoda, Insecta, Coleoptera, Chrysomelidae. The record is from the annotation of a GenBank genome assembly.